GAGAGAUUGAAGGGAGGGCACGACGGACAGUCAAGGAAGGGGAUGGGACUUUCGCGAGCUGUAAAGUCAAGUCGUCCCGGUCCCCAAGUUGGCACAGGAAACGCUCCGCGCGAAGGAGGAAGGCCCUACGUUGUAUUCGAUCAUGUGGGGUGAUGCUCUGCACUCACCAUCCACUGCUAACUGUGUCCAGGAACGGUGCAUCCGAGUUCUAGAUCACCGGAACCAUCAAGAGUUGGUCGAUGCCUGGUCGAUGCUCGACGACCUGCACAAGAUCUCCCAGGAGACGCUGGUGAUAAAUGGCGCAGACGAUGAGGUGAGAAACUUUGUCGUCGGCCCUCUGUUCUGGCAGAUCUCGAAGGCGAAGUGGGCGCAGUCCUCGAAGAGUUCUCACCUAGCGUUCUUCGAGGAGCCGGAGCGGUACUUCCAAGUUGUUGCGCAGUCCUUGAACGCCCUCCUCGGUCAGUAUUUGACAGAAGCUGGCACUCCGAGUCUGACGAAAUAA
Messenger RNA from Fomitopsis serialis, 502 nucleotides. RefSeq lists its product as uncharacterized. Lineage: Eukaryota; Fungi; Basidiomycota; Agaricomycetes; Polyporales; Fomitopsidaceae. The transcript has 2 exons. The record is from RefSeq and is a predicted model, not a curated record. The coding region runs from base 143 to 502 and encodes 119 amino acids.